AUGGCGUCUUCGGCUGAGACGGUGCGCGCUGCGUACGCUGCAGCAGGCCAGGGCCACGUCUUUCGCUUUUACGACCGGCUGCAGCAGCAGCAGCAGCUGCUGCUGCUGCAGCAAGCAGCAAAACACGACCCUGCGCAGCUGCUGCAGCUGCUGGAAAGCGCACUGCAGCAGCAGCAGAAAAAAGGAGAGCAGCAAAAGCAAAUCCGGCCUCCUUACAAGGUCGAUUUGACCCUUCUAAACGAAGUCCUGCAGCAGCAGCAACAGCAACAGCAGCAGCAGCAACAGCAGCAGCGGUCUGAAGACCACCAGCAGCAGCAGCAGCAGCAGCUGUUGUCUGCGUAUUUGCAGUUGCUGCCAGCAGCAGGCUGCGCUGUGGUGUCUCUAAAUGAGUGUCCUCUUUUGCUGCGGAGACACUGGAAAGAGACCGGACUGAAACUCAUAGCUGAGGGACGGCUGGGCGUGCUGCUGCUGGCGGGGGGCGACGGCAGCAGACUGGGCUUUGAAGGCCCCAAAGGGAACUUCCCAAUAGGCCCUUUCUCAGGAGACUCUUUUUUUGAUUUAUACUGCAAGCGAAUUCGCAAGGUGCAGCAGCUUGCUGCUGCUGCUGCAGCAGCCCGCAGCAGCAGCAGCAGCAGCAGCAGCAGGGCGAGCGUGCCUCUGUACGUGAUGACGAGCAGCACGAACCGGGGAGCGGUGGAAAGGACUUUUGUUGAAAAGGACUUUUUUGGAUUGGAAAAAGAAAAAGUCUUUUUCUUUUCUCAAGAGUCUCUUCCAGCUUUUGACCUGCAGCAGCAGCUGCUGCUGCUGCGGCCCCACACGCUGCAGCAGGCGCCCAACGGCAACGGGGGGGUUUACGCAGCCCUCAGCAGCAGCGGGGCCCUUCUGCAUGCAAAACGAAACUCUCUUUUAGGGUUUCAAGUCCUCCCUGUCGACAACUGCCUCGCCAAAGCAGCAGACCCGACUUUCUUCGGAUUCGCCGUCUGCAGCAACGCCCCAGUAGGUCUUGACUUCCUCGAAGCUGUUGCCAAAAAUCCCAAAGUCCUUAACUCUCAGUUCCAUUUGGCCAAAAAGAAAAUCCCCCACCUCGCUCCCCUUCAGGGGGCCCCCACUGGGGGGCCCCCCGGGAGCCCCCCUGGGGGCCCCCCUGGGGGCCCCCCUGGGGGCUCUUCUGGGGGCCCACCUGCGGGGGCUCCCACCGGGUCCACAGGGGGCCCCCCUGGGGGCCCCCUAAAGGCCCCCGCUCAGGAUACUUUUGGGGGCCCCACAGGGGCCCCCCCCUCUUCUCCUCAAGAGGCAAAUGAACCCAAAGACGCAUCCAGCUGCACAGCCACAGGGGCCCCAGGGGGGGCCCCUGGGGCUCCAGGGGCCCCAGGGGGCCCCCCUGGGGCCUUCGUUGAUUUGGAAGACCCGAAUUCUUGGGUGUUGGCGAACCCUAAGGAACCGAACGGAUGGAAACUCGAGUUGUUUAUCUUUGAUGCCUUCCCGCUCGCAGACAGAAUCCUGUGUUUGGAAGUGGACCGGGACUCGGAAUUUGCCCCUGUGAAAUGCGCUGGCUCUCUCGGAGUUGCAACACCAAACAAAUUCAAUUUAGAAGCAGCAGCAGCAGCUGCAGCAGACACUCCUGAAGCAGCGCAGCUGCUGCUGCUGCGCCUGCAUGCAAAGUGGCUAGCAGCAGCGACACAGCAGCACCAGCAGCAACAGCAGCAGCAGCAGCAGCAGGACUUGCUGUGUGAGAUUUCCCCCCUUGUUAGCUACGAAGGAGAAGGCCUUGACAAGGACUGUCUCAAAGGCAAAGACCUGACCAAACCCUUGCUGCUGCUGCCAACCGAACCCUAA
Messenger RNA from Eimeria tenella, 1836 nucleotides. RefSeq names its product UDP-N-acetylglucosamine pyrophosphorylase (Fragment). The transcript is spliced from 4 exons. The record is from RefSeq and is a predicted model, not a curated record. The coding region runs from base 1 to 1836 and encodes 611 amino acids. Gene Ontology annotation, molecular function: UDP-N-acetylglucosamine diphosphorylase activity. Gene Ontology annotation, biological process: UDP-N-acetylglucosamine biosynthetic process. Lineage: Eukaryota; Apicomplexa; Conoidasida; Eucoccidiorida; Eimeriidae.